This is a messenger RNA of Planococcus citri (citrus mealybug), 998 nucleotides long. Its product is annotated as probable U3 small nucleolar RNA-associated protein 11. Gene Ontology annotation, biological process: rRNA processing. NCBI's taxonomy places the organism in Eukaryota, Metazoa, Arthropoda, Insecta, Hemiptera, Pseudococcidae. Gene Ontology annotation, cellular component: nucleolus; small-subunit processome. The record is from RefSeq and is a predicted model, not a curated record. The coding region runs from base 178 to 939 and encodes 253 amino acids. The transcript has 2 exons.
AGCCUAUAAAAUUAAUUGAAAUGAAAACAUUGAUAAAAAAAUUUUGAAUUUUUUAAAAACCUGAGAAAAUGAAAAUGAAAAUUGAUGGCGUAAAUUGUACGAAUUAUUGAAAAUUUAAUCAGUUUCUCAGUGAAUCGAAGAUCCUAAAAGUGUUCCUCCCAUCAUCAGAUUAUCAACAUGUCUACUUGGAAUAAAGCAUCGAAAAUCAAUCAAAAAACUCACCGAGAACGUCAACAACUCCAUAACAGAAGUCACCUCGGCUUACUUGAAAAAAAGAAAGAUUACAAAGCUCGAGCUCAUCAUGAUAAUCAAAAGAAACAAAUCAUCAAAUCACUGAAGAAAAAAGCACUGAAUCGUAACCCCGAUGAGUUUUAUUUUCAUAUGGUCAAUUCCAAAGUGAUCGACGAUGUUCAUAAAGAUAUUAAAGAGAAAGAAGAACACACUCCGGAUCAGAUAAAAUUGAUGCAAGGCAGAGAUCUAAAGUACAUCAGAACUAGGCGUAUCAUGGAGAAGAAAAAAAUCGAAAAGCUAAAAUCUCAAUUACAUUUCAUCGAUAAAACAAACGAGGCACCAAAUAGUCAUAUAUUUUUCUUAGAUUCCGAUAAAGAAGCUGAGACUUUUGAUUUAGCCAAACGUCUCAAUACGCAUCCUAGUUUGGUAAACAGACGUAGUAAUAGACCACGUCUCGAAGACUUGGAUAAGUUAGAUGUUCCCGAUUUAGACGAAGAAACUGUUAGGAAAUUGAACCAAAAGAAAAAUAAAAACUACGCCGAGUUGGAUAAACGAAUCAAUCGAGAGAAAGAAUUGAGCAUCGUCGAACGAAAAUUAGAAUUGAAAAGAUGUUUAGUCGAAAAUAAAGGAAUGCCGCCGAAAAGACAGAAAAAAGGUUCUGCUACGUCAGCUCCGGUUUAUAAAUGGAAACAAGAAAGGAAAAAAUAAUACCGAACUUGUAUAAUUUCUGUGAUUAUAUUUAAUAAAUGUUUACUUAAGAGUUGAAA